AUGGAUUGGCAUAAUAAUAGCCGAAUACCACCGCUGAAACUAAAGUUUAUGAUAACUAUCGGCCUAUUGAUGGCCGGCAUUUGUAGCACAAUAUUCGGUGCACUCCAAUGGAUACCAUCGGGAACACCAUUCAUAGCCAUAGCAAUGGCCAGUCGUACUAUUGAAGGGUUAGGUUCGGCCGCUUUUUUUGUCAGCUGUUGGACAACUAUUUGUAUAAAAUUUCCUAAAAAUAUAUCAAAAUUAUUUGCCACAACAGAGAUGUGUUACGGUGUGGGUAUGAUAUUUGGUCCGGCAAUCGGUGGUCUACUUAAUCAAUUGGGUGCAAACAUUGGUAUAGCAUUUUGUUUGCCAUUUUUCGUUAUGGGAUUACUUUUACUAAUGGAUAACAAAUCAUCACUAGAGAGGACCAGUGUUUUCAAUGUUUUAAGCAAUUUUAAUAUAACACUAAAUGUCUUAAUUAGUGUCAACUGUUGGCUAUUGAUUGGUUUCAAUGAGGCAACACUUAAACUACAUUUGGAAACUAUACAGAAGCUAUCAUCGGUAACAACUGGCGGCAUAUUUGUCAUAUCGGGUGCAUUGUAUGCACUGUUCAAUCAAGUUUGGGCUUAUUUUGCCGAUAAAAUGUCAAACUGUCACCCGUUAUGCCUAAUAGGCUGUACCUCAUCGUUGAUAGCCUUCCUAAUUGUCGGUCCGAUGCCUUUCUUUCCCAUUGAAUCACAACUGUGGCUUACAAUACUCGCACAGGUAUUCAUAGGCCUGGGAAUGGGCGGUCAGUUUGUCGGCAGUUUUAUACAGGGAUUACGUGAAACAUUUAAAUCUGGUUUUCCCGAUAAUGUUUCCACAUUUGCAGUGGUUUCCGGUAUAUUUUCAUCAGCACUGGCAAUGGGAUCGGCAAUCGGUUCGGGAGUUGGCGGUUAUCUGUUGGGACAAAUGGGCUAUCGAUGGGCAACCGUACCCAUAGUUGGCCUACAAUUGUUUAUGAUGGCCACCUUUGACAGCACAAGCAAACACUAUCUCUCAUUCACUCUCUCAUUGGCUGACCCUUCAUGUCAUCCACUAUUUAAGUGGAGGUCAGCCAUGCUUUCGCUCUCUUCCACAUCGCUCUUGCAUUCGGUCUCUGGACUUGACUUCUCUUCAAUCACUUCCCUUCCUUUCAAUCACUUGAAUCAAUCUUUUGUUUGA
This is a messenger RNA of Oppia nitens, 1182 nucleotides long. RefSeq names its product MFS-type transporter SLC18B1-like. Lineage: Eukaryota; Metazoa; Arthropoda; Arachnida; Sarcoptiformes; Oppiidae. The transcript has 11 exons. Gene Ontology annotation, molecular function: transmembrane transporter activity. The record is from RefSeq and is a predicted model, not a curated record. Gene Ontology annotation, biological process: transmembrane transport. Bases 1 to 1182 code for a protein of 393 amino acids.